UACUACGCCGAGCCGAGAAAAUAGAGGUUCAUGAAAAAGAGACUCUACCAAAACGAGUAGUCGAUAGAAACAGGACAUAUCGUCUACGUAUCUCUCGUGCAUCACAAUCCGAUGUUUUUUUUUGAAGCGACCAGGCUUGUUAUCUCCAAGUUUAAGUUUCACUCUUGACAGUUUCCAUCAAGAGUACAACGGCUUGAAAAUGCGAAAGUGGUUUUAUUCCCCUCUCGCAAGAUAACCAAGAAUAAGAAAAAGGUGCAUGUGCAGCCUCUGGAUCAGCGGCAACGUUGAAGACGUAUAUAACGUAGAAAGAUCGCAGAAACGAUCUAUUUUAUUGUUCUUCGUGGCUUAAGAUAGCUACAUAUAUCUAGAAAGGAACAAGGAGACGCGAAAGAAGGACGAAAAGAAACCUUGAAGAAGUUUCCUCAAUGGGUUGUACGGUGCGUUUUUCGAGAUUUAAGUGUCAAGAUGAUUUCCUAAUGCGAUUGUGAAAUUUUGGUGUUAAUGGAGGUGAUAGAAAUCCAAUCGUUUAUCAAUUUGGUUCUUCGACAGAGCCACGCAGCGAUAGUCCUGGCGUUUUUCGUAGCCGCUGCUGUAAGUAGUCCAGCUCAAUCCAAUUACCAGAAAAAGAUCUAUUUCUACGAAGAUGUACCCGUUGAAAGGUACGAGCAAAGAGUCUUUUACGUUCGACCACAAAGAUUCAUAAGCAAGAAUAGACGAAAUUAUCUGAAGGAGGAGAAAUUGUCCGAAUAUAGAGAGAAUGAAUCUAUAGCACAUAACUUUGAUUACAAGGAUCCUAUUGCUCUUCCAUCCGAACAAUACGACGAUCAUAACGAAGAGGAUUAUAGCGAGGAGAAUGGUUAUUCGUUGGAGUCACACGUUCCCGAAGAAAACUCACACGAGAGCCACUUUCUGGGACAUGACUUAGAUGAAAACGUUCACAAGACGAUCACAAUCAUUAAAAAAAUCGCCGUACCGUAUCCUGUAGAGAAGAUUAUACGAUAUCCUGUGGUAAAAAAAAUACCAUAUCCGGUAAAAAUACCAGUAUCGCAACCCUAUGCAGUAGAGAAACAAAUCCCUUAUCCCGUAAAGAUUUAUGUAAAGGUUCCCGUGAAAAUUCCGAAACCGGUACCUGUGAUAAAGGAGGUACCGUAUCCGGUGAAGAUACCAGUUGAUCGACCUGUUCCUGUUAAAGUUUAUAUACCAGAACCCUAUCCCGUAGAAAAGAAGGUUCAUUAUGAAGUUAAAAUUCCAGUUCCAGAUCCCUUUCCAAUUGAACGAAAAAUACCAGUUCCUAUAAAGGUUCCGAUACAUGUUCCACAACCUUAUCCAGUCGAAAAAAUCGUCCGUUAUCCUGUGAAAAUUGAAGUUGAAAAGCCAAUACCGGUACCAGUACCAAAACCGUAUCCGGUUCCUGUUAAUAAACCAGUUCCUUAUCCGGUCGAGAAACCAGUACCCGUUCCGGUGAAGGUCGAGGUGCAUAGACCGAUUCCAGUACCGGUUGAUAAACCAGUACCGGUAAAGGUCAAGGUGCCAGUGCCUGCACCCUAUCCGGUCGAGAAGGAGGUGCCUUAUCCGGUGGAAAAACCAGUAGCUGUGCCAGUGAAGGUACCGGUCGAGCGACCGAUCCCUGUUCAUGUGACUAAGCACUUGCCUUAUUCCGUUCCUAAGCUUGUUCCCUAUCCCGUUAAAGUUGAAGUACCUAUAGAUGACGAGGUCAACGAACAUCAUAUAGUCAGAUCUGAAUAUUAUAAUUCUCACGAAGAAGGAUAUCUAUAAAUUAUUCUUCAUAAUCCGUGUGAUAUAAC
Messenger RNA from Vespa mandarinia (Asian giant hornet), 1805 nucleotides. RefSeq lists its product as uncharacterized. The record is from RefSeq and is a predicted model, not a curated record. Lineage: Eukaryota; Metazoa; Arthropoda; Insecta; Hymenoptera; Vespidae.